Messenger RNA from Ophidiomyces ophidiicola, 1254 nucleotides. RefSeq names its product putative mannosyltransferase ktr4 (gene KTR4). Gene Ontology annotation, biological process: protein O-linked glycosylation; protein N-linked glycosylation; cell wall mannoprotein biosynthetic process. Gene Ontology annotation, molecular function: alpha-1,2-mannosyltransferase activity. Gene Ontology annotation, cellular component: membrane; Golgi apparatus. The record is from RefSeq and is a predicted model, not a curated record. NCBI's taxonomy places the organism in Eukaryota, Fungi, Ascomycota, Eurotiomycetes, Onygenales, Onygenaceae. The transcript has 3 exons. The coding region runs from base 1 to 1254 and encodes 417 amino acids.
AUGGCGAUUGCAAGGCCGCUCCGGAUACUUCUAGCUGGUGGAAUACUUCUCACCCUUUUCCUCUUUUACAACCUCUCCAAAUCCCCCAGAUCUCUCAUCAAAUUAGUGGAUCGAUAUGAUAAUGGGUUGAAGCACGAUCCGCUCGCUGACCCUACCGGUGAGCCAGAGGGGCAUUUAUGGAGGGCCACCGGCGAUGCCUAUGCGCCAGACAACCCGAACUCCUCGAGAAUCAAUGCGACAUUAUUGUCGCUCGUCCGCAACGAGGAGCUAGACCAAUUGAUUAUGACGAUGAAGGAAUUAGAGAGAACCUGGAAUAGUAAAUUCAAUUACCCUUGGACUUUUUUCAAUGAUCAACCGUUUUCGGAUGAAUUCAAAAAGCGCACGCAGGCAGAAACGAAAGCGAAGUGCAAUUAUGAAUUAGUACCGAAGGAACACUGGGACGCCCCUGACUGGAUAAGCAUGGACCUGUAUAGCGCAUCCGUCGAUCUACUGAAAGAGAAAAACGUUCAAUAUAGCGGCAAGAUUUCAUAUAACAAAAUGUGUCGAUGGAAUAGUGGCAUGUUUUACAGACAUCCUGCUUUAGCAAACGCGCAGUAUUAUUGGCGCGUCGAGCCGAACGUCCAUUUCUUUUGCGAUGUUGAUUAUGAUGUAUUCCGAUACAUGCAGGACAACAAUAAAACCUACGGUUUCACAAUCAAUCUCUACGAUUCUCCAGAAAGUAUUGAAAGCUUAUGGCCGGAGACGGUGAAGUUUAUCGCCGCGCACCCUGAAUAUCUCCAUACAAACAAUGCAAUGAACUGGCUGGUGGACGGCAAGCAGAGACCCAUUCAUAACCAAAAGGCUAAUGGCUAUUCUACGUGUCAUUUCUGGUCGAAUUUUGAGAUCGGAGAUCUCUCAUUUUUCAGAGGAAAAGCCUAUGAGGAAUAUUUCAACCACCUUGAUCGUGCUGGUGGAUUUUUCUAUGAACGAUGGGGUGAUGCGCCAGUACACUCAAUAGGCUUAGGUUUGUUCGAAGACAAAAAUAAGAUCCAUUGGUAUGUUUUCCAAGGGCAUUCCACCUCCUUUCAAAAGACCGUAUCUCACUAUACUCUUUUAAGGUUCCGCGAUAUCGGCUACAACCAUAUCCCCUAUUACAAUUGUCCCAAUUCUCCAAAAUGCAAGGGCUGCACUCCUGCACAAUUCUACGCGGGCGAAGAAUUCUUGCGUCUCGAAGACUGUCGUCCAAAUUGGUUUAAAUAUGUCGGCACCGGCUGA